ACCGUCACACCCUCUGUGCUGAGCAACAACACCUGAGUGAGGUCAGUUGUCUCUGCUCAGAGUCAGAUAACGUUGGCUGUUGCCAUUUAUUCGAAAAUCAGAUCAAAGUUUUAGUCCGUGAAGGCUGAAGCGGUCCACAGAGGAUCAGUCGAAUAUGGUGUGUGGCGGAUUCACUUGCUCCAGAAAUGCUCUUUGUUCGCUGAACGUGGUUUAUAUGCUGGUGGGCCUGCUGCUAAUCGGUGUAGCAGCAUGGGGCAAAGGUUUCGGCUUGGUGUCGAGCAUCCACAUCAUCGGAGGCGGCAUCGCGGUGGGCGUGUUCCUGCUACUCAUCGCCAUUGUGGGACUCGUCGGGGCAAUUCACCACCACCAAGUGAUGCUGUUCUUCUACAUGGUCAUUCUCUUCAUUGUUUUCCUCUUCCAAUUUGGAAUUUCCUGUUCCUGUUUGGCAAUGAACCGUGGACAGCAGGAGACCCUUUUAAGUGGAACAUGGAGAGUGUUAAACAACAAGACCAAGACAGACCUGGAGGUGCAGCUGAACUGCUGCGGGCUGCUCAAUGUGACCAGCAAACAGGCUCAGUUUGAACAGGACCUGCGCGACUGUCCAGCUAUAUGCAAAAAGAGCGGCUCCUGUUUCGCCUGCGGGGACAUAAUGCUGAAUCAUGCCACAGAGGUGUUGAAGAUCCUCGGAGGUGUUGGGCUCUUCUUCAGCUUCACAGAGAUUCUCGGAGUGUGGCUCGCCGUGCGCUACAGAAACCAGAAGGACCCUCGAGCGAACCCCAGCGCUUUCCUAUAGUCUGUCCCACAUAUGCCGUGUCGUGCCAGCGAUAGGUUCCCAGGCUCAGUGGCAAACACAGAGUAGUGUGCAUUUGUAGGCAGACACUCAGGCAUAUGACGUGGAGCCAAACACAAACCACAACAAUUUAGAUGUUCACCUGACACACACACAGAUACACACAGAUACACAGCAAACACUCUUGAAUUACAGAAUGAGAAACUUCACCAUCUUGUCAACGUGUCCAGAUUUUGUUUCCUGCCACAGCUGAAGCUGGAAGACUCGGAUACUUAAGUAUGAAGGGAUGACUUGUCAGACAAACGUGCCGCUCGUUGGCGUUGUGACCCAGCCUUGAUUUGAGUACCGCUUUUUCCUGCCUGCACGGUUCCAGUUACGUAAGAAGUAGCUCUGCAUGUGUCGUAGGCCUGGAUAGUCCAGCAGCCCGUCAUUGAUUUUUUUUUUUUUAAUUACACACACACACACACACACACACACCAACCAACCAACCAAGUCUGUUGUCCGCGGAGAAACUUGCACCUUGAAAUUUCCCUCCCCCGUCUCUCAUGCGGCCACGUAUCAGCACGUACAGUUUGUUCCUCCGCUCGGUGCUGUUUCCGUGACAUGUAGAACAUAUUUAGAGCGAUCGCAGAGAAGGUGGGCUGAAUGAGGAAGGGCAGGAGGAGUCCACUGAAUGUGUGAGGUGACGUAGGUUGUUUUUGGUUUUUUUAAACUUUCAUGUUUGUGUCUUUGUUUCCAGAUGCUGAGUUUUAAUAGUGUAAGAAUAUACUUCAGGUGAUGUAAUAGCUAGUCAUGUGUGAACUGUAACUGAGCCAGUUAGUUUUUAACGGUCAGGUUUUAGCGACGCCAACAGACUGCAGCCUGGUUAUUGUACAAACUCAAACUAAAAUAACGUCAUUCCCUCCCAGUGGCUGAUCCUCGUUCCCCUCCGUCUCUACGCUUCUGAGGUCUGGCUGCAUGGUCGCUGACGGCCACAGAUAACUCAUUCCGUCCUGUGUCUGAUAUAUUGCUUUGUGUCCCACAGUGUUAUUAAUUAGAAUAGAUUCUGGUCGUAGGAAGAAAAAACAAAGUCAGGUACGCAUCAUUUCCCCUGUUUAACUGGAUCAUGGAAAAAAAGGAAAGUGCUGUUAGAUCUGAGAUGAUUUAGUGGCUUUGACUCAAACCUCUAGGUUGUAAAUACAGUUGUUUUUAUAGUGGAAAAAGAUUCUCUUUGUUGCAAUAUUUCUUUGCUAUUUUACUAUGCUACAAUGGGGGGGAAAAAAACAAGAAAAGGUGUUUUGGUUUGACUUUAAUUGCGCAUGAUUGUGUUCUCUGUUGCCAUUGGCUCUUUUUGUUUAUCAGUGUUAAAUGCUUUGUAAAGACUACUUAAAUAUUUUCAGGAUGUAUUUAAAUGAAGUUUGAUGUUUGACAUUAGGUUUAGUUUAUGUUGUACUUUUGAUGUAUUUUUUUAAUGCCUUGCCCAAAUGCGUGAUUUUCUUUUUUUUUUUUUUUCAUGUUGAUGAAUUUCUGCUCCUUCAUGAUUUUCUCUUUUGAAUUGUGUUUAACUUAAAAGACUAACACCAACUGUAAUUAUUCACUUCUUACUUGAACCUACCUGUCGUGGCUGAUAUGGUUUUCCUGCUGCUGGUUUGGAGUUAUCACUGGUGUAAAACAAGAACUUUGACACAUGUCAUACAUUGAGCAUAAUCCCAAAUAUUACACCGCAUCUUAAAUUGUGUGCACUUGUUAGUCACAUGUAUCAUGAACUUUUGAGACUUAAUUUUCCAAAUAAUAAAAUCUCAAAUUGGAAAUUA
Cynoglossus semilaevis (tongue sole) is the source of this 2583-nucleotide messenger RNA. It is a transcript of the gene tspan31, whose product is annotated as tetraspanin 31. Gene Ontology annotation, cellular component: membrane. Bases 155 to 793 code for a protein of 212 amino acids. NCBI's taxonomy places the organism in Eukaryota, Metazoa, Chordata, Actinopteri, Pleuronectiformes, Cynoglossidae. The record is from RefSeq and is a predicted model, not a curated record. The transcript has 6 exons.